This is a messenger RNA of Pristis pectinata (smalltooth sawfish), 6419 nucleotides long. It is a transcript of the gene asap2a, whose product is annotated as ArfGAP with SH3 domain, ankyrin repeat and PH domain 2a. Gene Ontology annotation, biological process: positive regulation of GTPase activity. The record is from RefSeq and is a predicted model, not a curated record. Gene Ontology annotation, cellular component: cytoplasm. The transcript is spliced from 28 exons. Gene Ontology annotation, molecular function: protein binding; GTPase activator activity. Lineage: Eukaryota; Metazoa; Chordata; Chondrichthyes; Rhinopristiformes; Pristidae.
UCCUCAGGGAAAGGGGGGGGUGGAGAGAGGGCGAGCCAAGGAAUUGGACAAGCGGCGGCUGCGCGGUGAUAGGUCCCGCCCCCUCUCCUCCCGCCCCGCCGCCGUCAUGGCUCGGGCGAUGUGAACGCGGCUUGUCGUCGGUUGGUGAUCGCCGCCAAGCGCACGGAGCCUUGAUGUGAGGAAUAUCACUCGCACGAAGCGAUAGGCGAAAGGGAAUCUGACCGCGUUGCUGGGUAGGGAGGGGAAGCCAGGGAGCAGGACCUGCCAUGCCGGACCAGAUCACAGUGUCGGAAUUCGUGGCCGAGACGAACGAGGACUACAAGUCUCCGACCGCCUCCAGCUUCACCACCAAGAUGAGCCAGUGCAGGAACACGGUGGCUGCUUUGGAGGAGGCACUGGAUGUGGAUCGUGGAGUGUUGCAAAAGAUGAAGAAAUCUGUUAAAGCUAUUUAUACAUCUGGACUAGGGCAUGUGGAAAAUGAAGAACAGUAUACACAAGCAUUGGAGAAGUUUGGUGGUAACUGUGUCUGCCGUGAUGAUCCUGAUUUUGGCACAGCUUUUCUGAAGUUUUCAGUCUUUACAAAAGAGUUAACUGCACUUUUCAAAAACCUGAUUCAGAAUAUGAACAAUAUCAUCACUUUUCCUCUGGAUAGCUUAUUGAAAGGAGAUCUGAAAGGAGUUAAAGGGGAUCUUAAGAAGCCUUUUGAUAAAGCCUGGAAGGACUAUGAAACAAAAGUUACAAAAAUUGAAAAGGAGAAAAAGGAACAUGCCAAACAACAUGGUAUGAUCCGUACAGAAAUAAGUGGAGCAGAAAUUGCUGAAGAAAUGGAGAAAGAGCGAAGGUUUUUUCAAUUACAGAUGUGUGAGUAUUUGCUUAAGGUCAAUGAGAUCAAGAUUAAGAAAGGUGUUGAUUUACUCCAGAACCUCAUUAAAUAUUUCCAUGCACAAUGCAAUUUUUUUCAGGAUGGCUUGAAGGCUGUAGAAAGUUUAAAACCCUCCAUGGAAAAGUUGGCUACAGAUUUGCAUGCUAUCAAGCAAGUGCAGGUAUGAGGAAGAAAACAGCUUGUCCAACUUCGGGAUGUACUAAAAGCAGGGCUUCAGGUUGAACAAAAGGAGGAUUCCCAGGUUCGCCAGAGCACCAUGUACAGCUUGCAUCAACCUCAGGGAAACAAAGAACAUGGAACGGAAAAAUGUGGUGCUCUGUAUAAAAAAAGUGAUGGACUUAGGAAAGUGUGGCAGAAAAGGAAGUGCACAGUAAAAAAUGGCUAUCUGACAAUUUCACAUGGAACAGUUAAUAGACCACCAGCAAAGCUCAAUCUACUUACUUGUCAGGUGAAAGCAAAUCCUGAAGAGAGAAAAUGUUUUGAUCUCAUAUCACAUGAUAGAACAUACCAUUUUCAAGUGGACGAUGAACAGGAAUGCCAAGUCUGGAUGUCCGUUUUGCAGAACAGUAAAGAAGAGGCUUUGAACAAUGCUUUCAAGGGAGAUCAUAACACAGGAGAAAAUAACAUUGUCCAGGAAUUAACAAAAGCAAUUAUUGUAGAGGUGCAGCGGAUGACUGGAAAUGAUGUGUGCUGUGACUGCGGAGCACCAGAUCCGACAUGGCUAUCUACUAAUUUGGGAAUUCUAACAUGCAUUGAGUGCUCUGGAAUUCAUAGAGAGCUGGGAGUUCAUUAUUCCAGAAUACAAUCUCUUACAUUAGAUGUAUUAGGAACAUCUGAACUCUUGCUAGCUAAGAAUAUUGGGAAUGCAGCAUUUAAUGAGAUUAUGGAAGCUGGUCUGUCAUCAGACGGAAUUGUCAAACCUAAUCCAAACAGUGAUAUGGUUGCCCGAAAAGACUACAUUACAGCUAAAUAUAUAGAACGGAAAUAUUCAAGGAAAAGGUCCACUGACAAUGCUGCCAAACUUAGCUGUCUGUGCGAUGCAAUCAAGUCAAGAGACAUUUUUGCACUAAUUCAGGUGUAUGCUGAUGGCGUCGAUCUUACUGACCCAAUACCUUUGGCAAAUGGACAUGAACAAGGAGAAACAGCACUACAUCUUGCUGUAAGAUUAGUGGACAGAACAUCACUUCAUGUAGUUGACUUUUUAGUACAGAACAGUGGGAAUCUUGAUAAACAGACUAACAAAGGCAGUACAGCAUUACACUACUGCUGUCUAAAUGAUAACGUGGAGUGUCUUAAGUUGCUUUUGAGGGGCAAAGCUUCCAUUGAAAUAGCCAAUGAAGCGGGGGAAACACCACUUGAUAUAGCUAAACGCUUAAAACAUGCUCAAUGUGAAGAGGUGCUUAUACAGUCAUUAUCAGGAAAAUUCAAUGCACAUGUGCAUGUGGAAUAUGAAUGGAAAUUGCAUCAUGAAGAUUUGGAUGAAAGUGAUGAUGACAUUGAAGACAAGCAAUCCAGUCCCAAUAGACCCAUCAGUUUCUAUCAAUUAUCAUAUCAGUCAGGAGUAAACCAGCUUCAGCCUCCAGCACCUCAUGCAGUGCUGUCAAGAGAUUCGACUAUAAAAGACAAACAGCGACCAUUCAUUCCAAGUAUGCUGAAUAAUGAGACGUAUGGAACUGUACUGAGCUCAAGUCCCCCUCCCUCUGUAACUAUUGCUCCUCCUCUUCCGCCCAGAAACGUCAACAAAGUUCAGCCUUCGGUUCCUGGUGUUCAGACAAAUACAUCAUCCAGUGUUUGGAAAACUGCAUCACUUGGAAUGGAUACUGCAAGUAGGCAACGAUCUGCUUCAGAUCCACCAAAUCUUCAUCCACCUAUACCACCCGUCCGGGUUACAUCAGCAACAGCAAAUCCUUCACCUCCAACUCCAGUGGCAAAAACAAACAGUGUUAUUGAAGCAAUGAGCCUGCAGGUAAAGCAGUCACAAUCCCCACAGCAGCAGCCAGGUUCUCUGCAGCAAGCUGCUCAGAACAAAAAAACACCACCACCCCCACUGCCUCCACAGCCACCACUUCGCACUUCACAACAGAAGUCAUUGUCCAGUUCUGAUCGAACAUCCACAGCUAAAAGACCAUCAACAGUACUUGGAUCAAUGCAAUCACUGCAGUCAGGUGAUGCUUCCCUGACGUCUGAAACUGCACCAAAAAAACCGGGACAUGCACCUAAUUCAGCAAAUUUAAACAAGGCUCCAGCACCAAUGCCACGAAAGUCUCAAAUGAUGAAGUCUAAGCCAAGGAGAGUAAAAGCAAUUUACAACUGUAGUGCAGAUAAUCCCGAUGAGCUCACCUUCUCAGAGGGUGAGAUUAUUGUUGUUGAUGGUGAGGAAGAUCCAGAGUGGUGGAUUGGCCACAUUGAAGGAGACCCAAAACGAAGGGGUGUAUUCCCUGUGACAUUUGUGCACUUCAUUGCUGACUGAGCUCUCUUUCAGAAGUGGAGAGAAACAAUUUAAGCAUGGUACCAUACCCUGAUGGCAAGGAAUGCAUCUUUUUAGCUUGAUAGCCAAAUCACUACUUAGCUGGAGGUUGUUAUAAGUAUCUAGUUCUCAAAUAUGUAUUCUUGUUGAAGUAUUUGCACUUUCAGUACAACUGGAGAUUCAUUUUUAUAAAUUGUAGACUUCUCAUGUCUGUCAAUUUGCUAUGGUGCAUGUAGGUACUUGGGAAUGGAAAGAAUGCUAUUUUUGGAUAGUGAAUAGCUCACAUCACUAACUCUAUUAAAAAUGUUCAAAUAUGUAGCAUCAACAAUGAAGCAAAAUUGGAGAACACAAGUAGUGAUUAAAAAUUAUAUAAUUCACAAAUCAGGUAAUGAAUUUAGAAAGCAUGCUGUUUUCAUGAACUUCAUCACUUCCAUAAAGCCUUAAAACACUACUAUAAAUCUAAAACAAUACUUGUUUCCAUACUGGUUUUUAUUUAAAUCCUGUAAUUUUCCUAAACAUUCAUGAACACAGGAUUCUAGUGUUGUAAAUAUGAAUAUUUUUCAAUAGGCAGCUAAGGAACAGCAAUAAUAUCCAACAUAGCUGUUCUUCAAGAGAGAAAUUAGUGAUGGAAAUUCAGACAUUAUUUGGGGAUCCUUUUAUGUAUUUUGUACAGUCUUACUGUUAGUGUUUUGUUGCAUUAAAUAGUUUAACCAAAAUGGUGUUUAACUAGCUAAAUCAUUUUUGAAAAAAAUAUUCAGUGUUUGCAGGCUUUUUUUUUAAAAGUCUGCAUAGAAUUGUUGAUUUUUGUUAAGGACAAAAAAAUUCAAGAUAAUAAAUGAAAAAUAGUGCAGUGCAAAACACUUAUAGUAAACCUUCAUCUCAAACACUUUUUGCAAUGAUCUUACUGGCCUGUUAUUGGAAAUAUUAGUAUUUUAAAUUCUUAGAUUUGUUACACUGUUUUUCUUUUUAAAAUAUGUCCUGAAUUCCAAUACAUAGGAAUGCAAAUUUGAAAAUUAUUUUGGACUAGCAAUAAGAUUAAAAAUUGUAGCCUAUCACUUAAUUAAAUAUGGCUGUAAUUAUUGUCAAAAAACAGAAAUUAUUAACUCUUGUAUGUAAUACAAAUUAAUUCUGAAGAUGUUGACAUCAUUCAGGUCUUUACUUUCUAUGAGUGACUAAAAGGAUCAUAAAAAUGUCUGGACAGGAUAUUUGCUAUCUCAUGUUAUUGUCUGUGAGUAGUACUCAGAGCCGUAAAAAAACAAAAAAAAAUCAUCCUGUUUGGGAUAUGGUGUAAAAUGGAUACAAAUAUGACAAACUUGGUCUUUGUUGCAGAGCAACACUAUAUAUAUUGUAAAUGUUAAGUCCUAUAAUACCUUUACAUUUCAUUUCAUUGAUUGACAAUUAGAGCAUGUGUAAUGUACUGUAUAUCCCACUUUUAACAUUGGAAUUAAUUCAGAAAUAAACAGUUAUUAAACCAAAGCCUGCUUCAGCAAUGCAGGUCUAUUUUGCAUAAUUCGAAUAUGAGACCUAGUAAAUUUGCUAUUUGAAGAAGCAACAUCUGAUGAAAUACUGUACAAAAUUCGAUCUAAAAUGUGUUUAAAAAUCUAUCCAUUGAAUCAAGGUAAAGCUGCUUUAUUUGUUAACUAUCAUUUUGUUAAUCAGUAGAUAUGCAAGAAAUCAAUUUCGUUCCAUUAAAGACUAAAAUUGAGAGACUUGUGUGUCAAUUAUACCUAUUUACUCAUGAUGCUUCUUGCAUUUAGCUUAGCUAAAGGGAAUACAUUCUUGUUUUGCACAUUAAAGUAAGGCCAGAAUAUCUAAAUUUUGAAGUUAAGAAUGUUAACAAUAAAAAUGAAAUUCUUUUCCCCCAUAUAUGUACUACAUUGUGAACCUUCACAACUAACAACCCAAGCUCAAAAACAGGAAAACCCUACGCAGCUAAAUGUAUGCUUCAGAAGCCCAGCUAAUGGUCAUUACUGGUGAUUGCUGGUUAAUAUUUUUACCAAAAUAUUCAUUAUCUAAUAAAGGUAUGACUUAGUUUUCAAUACUCCUACAAGUACUUAAUUUUCUGUGGGUUAAAAUAUAUCAUUGAAAUCUGUGUUAUAUGCUUCAUUUUUUUAUUUCUGUCAAUGAUGAGAUUGCAGGCUGGGUUUAAUAGUUUGUAUGAAUUGGUUUUGGUGAGUGCACUGAGAAGAUAAAAUCCUGCAGCUGUUCUGAAACUACAUUGGCUGUUCGCUUGUUUUAUAUGCUGUAAGAGUUGUAGAGAUUAGCUAAUUAUUGAACCCUGAAAUACAUCUCAAGUUCAACAUGACAUUUAAUUCUUGUAGUAUUAAAGCAUAGUUUACUUGGUUAAUUUCCUUAAAAACUACCAGAACUCUGAUCUUGGUUUGAACACAAAAACGAAAGGUUUUUAAAUGUUUUCUUAUUUGCAUUGAAUUUUCUACCACCCUGAGGGCCGGACACAUUUCUGAUAUAGUUUUCUAACCAUCCCCCUUUAUUAAUAUCCAUCCACCAAAGUCACACUGCUUUCCAACGAUGAGCACAUUUCAAUCUCCACAGAUUGGCAUCGGCUCGAUACAGCACUGUACAAGGGCCUUCCUCAAGAGUUAGACAAAUCAGAACAAGCUGUAUGUUUGCCUCCUGCUGCCAGAAUCAUUUGAAGUGAACCCAUGACACCAUGUUGGCUCUUGAGUUGCCAAUAUGAUGGCAGAGGCAGUUUAGGGCCUUUCUGAGUAUCUAUUCUGCCUUUGCCCCCAUAGAAAUUGCCCUAGUGCCAAGAUUUCCAUUUGUACCGGCCAUAUGUCCUUGCAGAUGGUCACAGUUGUUGACUAGCGUUUGUUGUGAUGCAGGUCCUGCAUGACUUCAGGUAGUUACCUGACAAAAUGUCUUUAUGGCAUCUUCUUCCUGCCACUUUCUACUUGACUGGACAUGACUCUCCAGCUGUUGAGUGGCACUCUUCCAAUGAGGAUAUUCAAGCUACAUUAAUGUUGGCGAGGCUGCUCUCAUUUUGCGUUGGAUAUAACCAUUAAAUGUAUUCUGAGUUAAUAAACUAUUAUUCACAUGAGCCUGGAUGUU